AUUUUAAAUUGAUUUUCAAACUUGUUAAAUAAAAAGAUGGUGAAGUAGAUUGUUUCCUUAGAAUCCUAACAAAGAGUGAACAUGGAAAUGUUUGGUUUGGAUAUUAUGGACAAAACAGUCCUUCAAAAAAUUGUUCUUGUUUUAGUUUGUACUUUUUUGUUUUGGAAGAUCAUUAGAUACAUGAGUGAUCUUCUCAAAGUUGAGAAAGAACCGGUCACCGUAUUGGUCACUGGUGCUGCAGGACAAAUUGGUUAUGCACUUGUUCCAAUGAUAGCAAGAGGGAUGAUGUUAGGCCCAAAUCAACCUGUAAUUUUGCAUAUGCUUGAUAUUGAACCAGCAUUAGAGGCACUUAAAGGGGUGAAGAUGGAGCUAAUUGAUGCUGCUUUCCCACUUCUUAGAGGUGUUGUUGCUACUACGGAUGUUGUUGAAGCUUGUAAGGAUGUUAACAUUGCUGUUAUGGUUGGUGGAUUCCCACGGAAGGAAGGAAUGGAAAGAAAAGAUGUAAUGUCUAAGAAUGUUUCAAUUUACAAGACUCAAGCUUCAGCUUUGGAAGAGCAUGCUGCUGCAGAUUGUAAAGUGCUAGUGAUUGCCAAUCCAGCAAACACAAAUGCUCUAAUAUUGAAAGAAUUUGCUCCAUCAAUCCCUGAGAAAAACAUCACAUGUCUAACUAGACUUGAUCAUAAUAGAGCAUUAGGCCAAAUCUCAGAGAAGCUAAAUGUUGAUGUUAGUGAUGUGAAAAAUGUUAUCAUUUGGGGAAAUCACUCCUCAACUCAAUAUCCAGACGUCAACCAUGCAACCGUGGCAACAAGUAAUGGGAAGAAGCAUGUCAGAGAAUUAGUUGCUGAUGAUAAUUGGCUAAACAGUGAGUUCAUCACAACUGUUCAGCAGCGUGGGGGUGCCAUUAUCAAAGCAAGGAAGCUGUCUAGUGCAUUAUCAGCAGCAAGUGCUGCUUGUGAUCAUAUUCAUGAUUGGGUUCUAGGUACACCUAAGGGAACAUGGGUAUCAAUGGGAGUGUAUUCUGAUGGAUCUUAUGGUAUACAACCAGGCCUCAUUUACUCUUUUCCUGUUACAUGUGACAAAGGAGAAUGGAAUAUUGUACAAGGGCUGAAGAUUGAUGAAUUCUCAAGGGAAAAGAUGGAUAAAACAGCCCAAGAGCUCAUUGAGGAGAAAGCAUUGGCUAACUCGUGCCUUUAAUUUCACAAAAUUAUAUUUGGUUUUUGGAAACAAAACUGAAAACUUUCCUGCAUCUAAGUAUAUUAUUAAUAGUGUGUAAAAAAAAAAAACUAACUAAUAAAGUAGUACUACUACUAAUAAUUAUUAUUGUUAUGGAUCAUCAAAUGAAGAUGAAUUAGUUUGGGUCGGAUAUUUGUUCUAAUCGAUUUGUUAUCUUAGAAGGUAGUUAGUUUUAUUUUGCACACUCUAGUUUGGGAGGGAGGGCUUCCCUUAUUCUAAUGGUAACAUAAAACUAUCUAGCCUAAAAUCAGAUGAGAUUUAUUACUCUGAUUGUUACAAAGGAGAUGAAAUUCUUUUAUUCACAAAAAAAAAAAA
This is a messenger RNA of Medicago truncatula (barrel medic), 1548 nucleotides long. Its product is annotated as malate dehydrogenase, cytoplasmic. Gene Ontology annotation, molecular function: L-malate dehydrogenase (NAD+) activity. Lineage: Eukaryota; Viridiplantae; Streptophyta; Magnoliopsida; Fabales; Fabaceae. The transcript is spliced from 7 exons. The coding region runs from base 82 to 1194 and encodes 370 amino acids. Gene Ontology annotation, biological process: malate metabolic process. The record is from RefSeq and is a predicted model, not a curated record.